UUGUGGGUAUGAAGAUGGCAGCCUUGCUGAACGAGUGAGAAAGUGGCCGGCUUCUUGGAAAAGGCAACUCAAACACGAAAAUUUGGAACUGGAAAACAACCAGAAAUUGUAGCUAGAAGACUCUAGAAUACUGACCGGUCGAGGGCAGGAAAGCGUAAUGCUGACACUGGCAAGCAAGUUGAAGCGGGACGAUGGUGUGAAAGGGAACCGAACGCCCAGUGCAAUUUCAGACUCUAUGCGCAGAGUGUCAGUCAGGGACAAGUUGCUUGUGAAAGAAGUAGCAGAACUUGAAGCUAAUCUACCAUGUACCUGUAAAGUAAAUUUUCCUGACCCCAACAGGCUGUGUUACUUUCAACUGACUGUGAGCCCAGCCACCAAAAGUGAAAUGCUUAACCAGGAUCUGGCAUCCCAAUAUUACAGAGACUGGGGAGAUCUGUUUAAGUUUGCUUCGGGAGCAUUCAAUUGAUGGCACAGGCUGGGCACCAACACGAACUCUAAAGGAUGUUGUGUGGGGAUUAAACUCCUUGUUUACCGAUCUAUUAAAUUUUGAUGAUCCUUUGAACAUUGAAGCAGCAGAGCAUCAUUUGAGAGAUAAGGAUGAGUACCGUAAUAAAGUUGAGGAUUACAUCAAGCGCUAUGCCAGAUGAUGUUUCAGACCGAACUUCAAACUUCAAAUCACGCUCCAGGCAGACUGGUCAAAUUCUGCAUUGUUUCCAGGGCCAUGUGGGGGAGGAAUCUGGAGAUCCCUGGACAGAUUCUGUGUUCUCACCCUCAAUGACUGAAACAAACACUUUACCUCCAGCCCUGCAACCCUUUCAGCUUGGGCCCCAUAAAAUGCAACUUUCCCCUCUUAUGGUUUGUGUUUUGUCCAUUUAUAGUGUGCGCUUUUUGGGAGGGGAAGGGAGACUUCUAAAACAUUUGGGGCAAUUUUUUUUCAUGUUACAGAAUUAUCUUUAAUACAAGAAAGUGUAUGAAAUAAACAGAACAGGAAGGAGUAAAUUGUUGAUCUCUAUAGAGAUAAUGGGUCUUCAUGUAACCCCCUUCUGCUCCACAGGCCACAGGUAUCUGCAACUAUUUUCAGCAGUUUUAAAACAGGAAGGUUUAAAAGCAUUGUUAAUCACCUUGGCUUUUCUUCCUCGUCACAUUUUUAAAAAUUUGCUAAACCAGACCUUAAACUGAAAGGGGAAUUUGCCUUUUUACUACCGAUUCUUUAAGCAGGGUUUGCAAAUUCCUCUGGUAGCAAAGUGUAUUUCUUAUAUAAAUGGAGAACUUUACUGCGCUGACAAUAUAUAUCUAUAAUGAGAGCAGUUAUAAUUACCACCAGCAUGGGGUAAUGUCCCCAGGCCCAUUAGCAGGAUUCUAUAGCCGGACUAGGUGAAGUGCACUAAAAUAUCUUUUAUUACGUGAUUUUACCUAUGUGCUAAAAGGGAUCUUUGAAGUGCAUUUCAUAGCAGCGCAUUGCACAGAUUGCCAGACACCACAAAAUGAAAUAAAUAAAAAGGUUGUAUGCACAGUCUAGUUUUACAGGUUGAGAUUUUACCUGAAAAUGUACUUUAUGUAACAAGGAUGCAAUGUAAAUUAUCUUAUGUAAAGACACUUCUUGGAAACUCUUUAUAAACACACCCUUUAACUGUAACUGAUGUGUGAUCAAAUACAAAAUUGCACUUUCCUCUUUGCUCUAACACCAAAUUGUAUGUGUGCUAAUUUCUCAGACCGUAAAAAGGCCAAAUUUCAUUAUAAUCAUGAACUGUGUGUGUGAGUGAAAUGAGUUGCUCAUACAAUUCUCCCACUUACUAAGAGGUUUUAAUAGGUGAGUAGGUGCAGUUGCCUAUUAUGACUAGGACAUUAUAGUCCUGUCAUUGUAGCUCUGUCAAACAAACUAUUGUUUCAGUUCUUAUGCUGAUGGACAAUCAUCAAAUGGCCAUAUGCAGCUUCCCCAAUUUUUCAAGUGGAACACACACUGUACUUUUAAUCUCAUGGUGGCUCUGGAGCUAGAGCAUUUAAAUACACUCUGCAUGUAGGGGAGAGUGAAUUAAACAUGACAUUGAGAUUAGCAAUUCACUUGUUAAUGUGCUUUUAAAGAGGAUAUUUGUUUUGUUAAAGUAAACAUGAUUUUUUUCUGCUGUGGAAGAAAAAAUCGGGGCCACAUGCAGUCCACAGGCCACCACCAUCCUAUAGAGGAGAUUGGUUUACAGUACAGAGUGUGCUGCAUGACUGCAACUGGGUAAUUACAUCUGUGCAAAAUAUUUUUGGGUUAGUAUACAACAAUGGCCAUGCCAAAGCACAUCCUUAUAUAUUGUAUAGUAUAACUUUAUUUACAAACAAACACUUUGUGCAGUCACAUACAGUUGGAAAUACUUUACAUCUUUUCAUUGCAGGAGCACACUAUAUUGCUCUGGGUUCCCUACUUUAGAUUAACAGUUAAACUGGCAGAAUAUGUUUAAAGUCAGGUAUUGUUCGUUUACUGCAAGUGGGUAGAGACUGACCUUGAUGUUUCUUCAUCUGUAUUAGUCAAUGCAUUUAAACACAGGCCAUUCAGCAGGAAUCCUACAGAUAACUGUAGGAGUGAGGUUUUCCUAAACAGAAAAUGAGACACAAUACUGUUUCAGAUUUUUCUAUAUAUUGAUUGAAUAUAAAUAUAAUUAAGUGGACAAUGGAAACAAUCUUUUUUCAGUUGAGGAGAAGAAUGGGCCAUGCACCAGGUAUUAGCUGGAAUUUUAUUAUGUAGGAACAUUAGGUUGUCCUUGACUCUUUUUUUUCUUCUUCUUUGUGUUGGGGGGGGGGAUAUACUUUAGUAUGGGGCCAUAGGAAUGCCAGUACAGCAGCACAAUGACAUGCACCUACAUAUCUUGCUAGAUGUGACAGUGUUUACUGUUAAUGUUAAUUCUGGCUCCAGGUAACAAUGUGUAGAAAUGAGCAGCUCAAAUGUGCUGCCAAAUGUACCAGUUCAGUGUAAGGUUAUAUCCCUUACUUGGGAUAGGGGAUUCCAGCUCAGUGUUAAGUAACUUGCAUAGUGCCUUUCCUACUGUUGCUAGGGCGGAGGCAUCUGUUUUAGUUAAGUGCCAUUUUCACUUUAUUGGGGUUAUUUUUAAUAUUGUUUAUUAUUCUCAUACAGUAUUCAUUGUCAUUGUGGUUACAAUUUAAACUAUAGUGGCACUUACUCAACGUUGCUCUACCUUUCCAAAUAAAGGGUCUAUUGAAA
Molecule: messenger RNA, 3202 nt
Organism: Bombina bombina (fire-bellied toad)
Lineage: Eukaryota; Metazoa; Chordata; Amphibia; Anura; Bombinatoridae
Gene: UBE2F
Product: ubiquitin conjugating enzyme E2 F (putative)
Biological process (GO): protein neddylation
Cellular component (GO): nucleus
Molecular function (GO): NEDD8 transferase activity
Source: RefSeq, a predicted model, not a curated record